This is a messenger RNA of Astyanax mexicanus (Mexican tetra), 2644 nucleotides long. Its product is annotated as extracellular calcium-sensing receptor-like. The coding region runs from base 13 to 2547 and encodes 844 amino acids. Lineage: Eukaryota; Metazoa; Chordata; Actinopteri; Characiformes; Acestrorhamphidae. The record is from RefSeq and is a predicted model, not a curated record. Gene Ontology annotation, biological process: G protein-coupled receptor signaling pathway. Gene Ontology annotation, molecular function: G protein-coupled receptor activity. The transcript has 6 exons. Gene Ontology annotation, cellular component: membrane.
UGAGGGGUGAGAAUGAGUUUCCUGCACACAUGGCUGCUGUUCACCCUGGUGAAAGCAGCUGACCCCCCCUGCAGCUUAAGAGGGGUGCCUAACCCUCCUCAGCUCAGCAGAGAUGGGGAUGUUAUCAUUGGUGGGAUCUUCUCAUUUCACAACAGCUGGGAGCAGACACCAGAUACAUUCACAUCAGGGCCACAGCAACCAAAGUGCAAAAGUUUAAGUCUCAGAGAAUUCCAGAACGCACAGACAAUGGUAUUUGCUAUUGAGGAAAUCAACAACAGGACUGAUAUUCUUCCUGAUCUCAGUUUGGGUUAUAAAAUCUAUGACUCCUGCGGAUCAGUCGAAAUGGCUAUAAGAGCCUCUUUGUCUUUAGUUAAUGGCCAUAGAGAAAGCCAGUCUUGCUCUAAACCUGAAACAGUGCAAGCAAUCAUAGCAGAAACAUCUUCCACCCCAACUAUUGCCAUCUCAGCCACUGUAGGACCUUUGCACAUACCUGUGAUCAGUCACUUUGCAACAUGUGCGUGUCUAAGUGACAAAAGGAAACACCCCUCUUUCUUCAGAACAAUACCUAGCGAUUACUACCAGAGCCGAGCACUGGCCAAGCUGGUAAGGAAUUUUGGCUGGACGUGGGUAGGGGCUCUGUGCAGUGACAAUGACUAUGGAAACAAUGGCAUGAACACCUUCAUCAGUGCAGCCAAAGAAGAGGGGGUCUGUGUUGAGUUUUCUGAGGCAUUCUUCAGGACUGACCCCCGAGAAAACAUUCUGAGAAUAGUAAAUAUCAUCAAGAGCUCAAGCUCCAAAGUGAUUGUAGCCUUUGUUUCAUAUUCUGACAUGGAGGUUCUUCUAAGGGAAAUGGCCCUGCAGAACAUUACAGGCCUACAGUGGAUUGGAAGUGAGUCCUGGAUCUCUGAUAUGAACAUCGCCACUGUUGAAUGGCAACACAUCCUAAUGGGGUCCAUGGGUUUUGCAAUCCCAAAGGCUAAAAUCAAAGGUCUGGGGGAAUUUCUGACCAGGCUUGACCCAUUCUCUGAUGUAGAACUUUAUAAAGAGUUGUGGGAGAUGAUAUUUGAAUGUAAACUUGCCCCACAAGAAAAUGUAGACAUGAAAGACAUCUGCAAGGGCAAUGAAAGCCUUAUUGAAGUGCAGAACCAAUACACAGAUGUAUCAGAGUUGCAAAUUGCAAAUAAUGUUUAUAAAGCUGUGUAUGCUGUCGCUUAUGCACUGCAUAAAGAUUUCAGCUGCUCAAAGAGUGACAGUGUUGCUGUGUGUACAAACACAACAAACGCUCGUCAGCCUUGGCAGGUACUGAAUGAGCUGAAGAAACUGCACUUCUCCACUACAUCCAAUGAGGAGGUAUAUUUUGAUGAAAAUGGAGAUCCAGCUGCAAGAUAUGACCUUUUAAACUGGCAGCAGGGCAAGGAUGGCAAAAUAGUAUUUGUCAAAGUGGGUUUCUAUGAUGCCUCAUUGCCGGCAUAUCUUCAGCUUUCAUUUAACAACAUAAGUAUUUCCUGGGCCAACAACAACCCCCAGGUACCAGUGUCUGUGUGCAGUGUGAGCUGUCCCCAGGGCACCAGAAAGGCUGUGCAGAAAGGAAAACCUGUUUGCUGCUAUGACUGUAUACCAUGUGCAGAUGGAGAGAUCAGUAACAUGACAGAUUCAGUAAGCUGUUUGAAGUGCCCACCUGAACUCUGGUCUAAUGACAGGAAAGAUAUGUGCAUCUUAAAACUGGUGGAAUUCCUUGCAUUUGAAGAAAUAAUGGGAAUCAUUCUAGUAUUGUUUUCUUUGUUAGGUGUAUCUUUCACAAUGGUUAUUGCAGUAAUAUUUUUUGCAUACAAAGAUACACCAAUAGUUAGAGCCAACAACUCAGAGCUGAGCUUCCUGCUGCUCUUCUCACUGACUCUGUGUUUCCUCUGUUCACUCACUUUUAUUGGUCGGCCUUCCGAGUGGUCUUGCAUGUUGCGUCACACUGCUUUUGGGAUCACCUUCGUCCUCUGCAUCUCCUGUGUUCUGGGGAAAACAAUAGUGGUGUUAAUGGCCUUCAGAGCUACACUUCCAGGAAGUAAUGUAAUGAAAUGGUUUGGGCCUCCACAGCAGAGACUCAGUGUUCUUGCUUUCACUCUCAUACAGGUUAUCAUUUGUAUUCUCUGGUUAACAAUAUCCCCUCCAUUCCCCUACAAAAACAUGAACUACUACAAAGAGAAGAUAAUUUUGGAGUGUAGUUUAGGGUCAAAUGUAGGUUUCUGGGCUGUGCUGGGUUAUAUAGGACUUUUGGCUCUUUUGUGUUUUGUUUUAGCUUUUCUGGCACGGAAGCUUCCUGAUAACUUUAAUGAAGCCAAAUUCAUCACAUUCAGCAUGCUGAUAUUCUGUGCAGUCUGGAUCACCUUCAUCCCAGCAUAUGUGAGUUCUCCUGGAAAGUUCACAGUAGCUGUGGAGAUAUUUGCUAUUCUGGCCUCUAGUUUUGGUUUGCUUUUUUGCAUCUUUCUUCCAAAGUGUUACAUAAUAAUUCUAAAACCUGAGAAGAACACUAAAAAGCAGAUGAUGGGCAAAUGAGAUUGUUGUAGACAAUAUUGUUGUAGAUAUUGCCUUGUUUAAAGUAUAUCCGAUGUAAGGCAUAUAUCUUUCCAUAUAUCUAUUUUAAUUAAUGUAU